Molecule: messenger RNA, 771 nt
Organism: Nezara viridula (southern green stink bug)
Lineage: Eukaryota; Metazoa; Arthropoda; Insecta; Hemiptera; Pentatomidae
Source: the annotation of a GenBank genome assembly
CAACCACUCAUCACGGAUCAUAAGUUCAUCAAACAGCUACAGAUCCACACCGAUUUUAGUCACGUGGAGGCAGUACCCACAUCGCCACCAUCAUGCUCAGAACAAUUUUUACCUCCACUCUGGUGGUAAUGGCAGUCGGUUACCAAUACGACCAACCAGAUAAUAAGCUCGACGCACAUCACCUGUCUUAUGGGGAUCGGAUACCGUGGAAGAAGGGACUGUGCAAGAACGAGAUGCAGAUACUGCAGCCUGACUUUCAGGCCGAGAAGUUCUUCUCCGGAUAUUGGUACGAAGAGAAGAGUAUGGGAGCAUUCUUCAGCCACCUCGACAGGAAGUGUAUUACAAUCCACAGUACUUACUUGGGCAACACCAUCAACAUGACAGUUUCUGAAUAUAUUCCUCUAAUAUUUUCAACGGUGUGCCAAAACAUUGUGGUCACACUGGAAGACAUUAAGAGGCCCGUAUUCAACCUUACGAUUCCAUUCAUUGGAAUGACUAUCAUCAAUAUGCCAGUAUCUAUCCUUUCCACGGAUUAUGAUAAUUACGCCUUGGUUUAUUCCUGUUCCCCUUCCCCUCUGGGUCUAGAUGGGUACAUCACAGAAAUGGCUUUCGUCCUGAGAAGAAAGAGGGGAGAUAAGAGCAAUGGUCUCUUUAUCAGAGCAAACGCAUGGAAGAACGGUCUUAAAUACGAAGAGUUCGUCGAUCAAGAUAACACAAGAUGUCCAAAAACUUAAAUGUAUAAUAAAUAUGUUGUUAAAUUGAUAAACUGUA